Molecule: messenger RNA, 1177 nt
Organism: Selaginella moellendorffii
Lineage: Eukaryota; Viridiplantae; Streptophyta; Lycopodiopsida; Selaginellales; Selaginellaceae
Exons: 6
Coding region: 28-1134 (368 amino acids)
Cellular component (GO): Golgi apparatus
Source: RefSeq, a predicted model, not a curated record
AGCCCUAACCCUCCCGAGCUGGGAGGUAUGGCGCGCUCGAAGGCGCCCAGGGCAUUUGUCCUGCGCAGGCAUUUGCUGUGCGCAGCUGCGGCGAUGGCGCUUCUCGUCGUGUGGGCAAUGUGGAUGAGCAAGGAAAAUGAGGGGGCCGGGAGCGGCCACACGAGGUAUCUGUACUGGGGAUCCAGAAUUGAUUGCCCUGGUAAGAUGUGUGAGGUCUGUGGAGGUCUGGGACACCAAGAAUCCAGCCUACGCUGCGCUCUGGAGGAGGCGAUUCAUCUAAACAGGACAUUUGUGCUUCCUUCGACGAUCUGCAUUGUUGGAAAGCACAACGAUCGAAUGCUUCCUGGGACGUCCUCCAGUUGGGACUCGAGAGAGUGUGCUGUGGAGGCUUUGUACGAUUUGGAUCUCAUGUCCUCUACUGGAAUUCGUGUCAUCACGGACAGCUCCAGAGAAUGGAUCUCUUCACUACGAGCAGCGCGUAGCGUCGAGCAUGCUCUGGUGAACGUUCAUGGAUUAACUCGUCAAGAGAUCUCUCAAAGUCCACUACACUCGCAUGCAUUGAUCAUUAAUCGGACAGCCAACUCGCUUGCAUGGUUUGUGGAAUGCAAGGAUAGGAAAAACCGCUCCGCCGUGAUGCUCCCAUACGCCUAUCUUCCAACAAUGGCCGCAAAGCAACUUCGUGAGGCUGCCGAAAAGAUACAGCAACGUCUUGGGGACUAUGAUGCGAUGCAUGUCCGGAGAGGAGACGUGCUGAAGGUUAGAAAAGACGGGCAGGGGGAGAAAAAGACCAAGUUUCCACACCUAGACAGAGAUACACAGCCAGAAGCAAUUCUCCGGCGGAUAUCCGCCUGGGUAUCACGGGGACGGACACUCUACGUUGCGUCCAACGAGAGAAAACCGGGCUACUUUGAUCCAUUGGGAUCCAGAUAUAAGAUUGCAUCUUCAUCUAAUUUCAGUGACAUCCUGGGCCCUGUUAUUCAUAACAAUUACCAGCUUUUUAUUGUAGAUCGGCUGGUUCUCUCCGGCGCAAAAACGGUCAUACAGACAUUUAAAGAGAACCCCGGGGACCUUAGCCUGACAGACGACGAGAAGAAAGUCCUCAGGUGGCAAAAACCUGUCUAUACGUUUGAUUGAGAAACGGCACGCAGCACAAGCAGAAGCUUUGUGCUUCCCAAAA